AUGUCUCUAUCCCGCACGUGCUCUCAGUGUGGCAACAACGGCCACAACUCUCGAACAUGCAACGACGGAUGCAACGACGGAGGAGGAGAGAACAGCAUCAUGAUUUUCGGUGUUCGACUCACCGGAGGAACCAACACCGCCACCAACCACAACAACCCGUUCAGAAAAAGCGCCAGCAUGACCAAUCUCUCUCAAUACGAACAACCAACGCCUCAAGAUUCCAACCCCGCCGACGCCGGUUAUGUCUCCGAUGACAUCGUUCAUGCCUCCGGCAGAUCCCGUGAACGCAAGCGAGGUGUUCCUUGGACGGAAGAAGAACACAAGUUGUUCUUGUUGGGAUUGCAACAGGUUGGUAGAGGUGAUUGGAGAGGAAUUUCUAGAAGCUUUGUUAAAACUCGCACACCAACUCAGGUGGCUAGUCAUGCUCAGAAGUAUUUCCUCCGCCGUCAUAACCAGAAUCGCCGCCGCCGGAGAUCUAGUCUCUUUGAUAUCACCACCGAUACAGUGAUAGAAUCUUCUACUAUGAUGGAAGAAGAGCAAUUUCAACCAGAAACCGUAGCGCCGCUGCCUCCACCUACCCCCGGCGUAUAUCCGUCUUCACAUUACGGUGGCAUCCCGGGGACACCAUUUCCGAUGGGUCUUAGUCCGGUAGCAUUGCCGGCAAUCAAUGGUGAAAGAGUAGCCAAGCUAAUUAGGCCAACACCAAUGCUGCCUCCUUCUUCUAAGAUGGCUAACUUGAAUCUGAGAGACAAAGCUUCUUCCUCUUCUUCUUUCAUUGAGCCUUUGCCAUUGUCAUUGAAGCUGCAAGCGCCGUCAAAGGAACAUUCUCCAGAAAGUAGCGGCCAUUCUUCGCCGUCGUCGGCUUUUAAAACUAUGUCUACUGGGAAGUAUAGUGGUGGGGGUGGGGAUAGCAUUAUCAGUGUUGCCUGA
This is a messenger RNA of Lathyrus sativus (Indian pea), 930 nucleotides long. NCBI's taxonomy places the organism in Eukaryota, Viridiplantae, Streptophyta, Magnoliopsida, Fabales, Fabaceae. The record is from the annotation of a GenBank genome assembly.